UCCUCACAGCGGCGGAGGCUGUCCGUCUCUCUCCCCGGCGGAGGGAAUAAGCUGUCUCUGCUAUUUUUAGACUGAUAGUGGCCAUCUUUUCAUUUUCUCUUCUAUCAGGUGACGUGUUGUUGUUUUUUAACCGCAACCUGUUGUUUUCUGUUCGAGCUGGAGGCGCCAACAAACACAGAGGGKUUUUAUGUUUUUCUUCUUCUUCUUCUUCUCAAUGGAAGACAUUUUCCCCUCUCGGUUUGGUCAAAGAACUCAGGUCCAUUUGGGUUCUUGUUCCACGCCUGAGUUCCCAUCGAUGAGGGAAGGGGGACUCCUCACAGAUGAAUCUUAGAGCCUCUGGGUGAUUCUAAGAGUAUUUUAUUAUCAGGGUUCUUCUUAUUUUCACGCCCCGGCCGGCGGGCAGCCUCUGAUUGGACCGAGACACCACAGUCUGAAGACGGGGGGGUGGUGGUCCAAGUGUGAUCCAUGGAUUCCACAAGAAGAGGGGAUUGAUUUCAAGGUAGGUUCAAUUUCCUCCAAAUUCAGGACACAUAGAUCCAAAGCUCUUUAACUAAACUUGUUAAAGAGCUUCUUCUGAGUCCAUCCCAUCCAUUUGCUGAGCCUCAUCCCACACCAUGGGUACGGUGCUGUCGCUCUCUCCCAGCUACCGCAAGGCCGCUCUUUUUGAAGAUGGUCCGGCCACGGUGGGUCAUUACACAGCUGUUCAAAACAGCAAGAAUGCCAAGGACGCAGCAGCAGCAGCGAAGUCCCUGAAACGGCCCUCUAUUAUUAGCGCUUUGCCAUGGAAACGCAUUGUGGCCGUGUCGGCAAAGAGGAAAGGUUCCAAGAAGCUCCAGUCAGAAGGAGGGGAUGGUGGGAAAGGGAGCCCUCUGGAAGGCCACGCAGCCAMCACAACCAGCUCAGCUUCCAACAGCCUGAAGCUGAAGAAGUCUCAGUCCUGUGCGAACCUCUCGUCUUACUCGUCCGUCCAGGACCCCUCAGCUACCACCACCACUACCUCCUCCCACCUGCCCACCUCCAAGACCCUGGCAAACGUAGCUACAGUCAUCGCCAAAAAGAAUUCCCUCACAGGACCUGGAGUCCAGGCUUCCACUGCGGUCGGCACACCAAAACGUGUCAUCGUCCAGGCCUCCACCAGCGAACUGAUGCGUAGCCUGGGGGAGUUCCUGUGCCGUCGGUGCUACAGACUGAAGCGUCUGUCGCCGACCGAUCCGGUGCUGUGGCUGCGCAGCGUGGACCGCUCCCUGCUCCUGCAGGGCUGGCAGGACCAGGGCUUCAUCACUCCAGCCAACGUGGUCUUCCUCUACAUGCUGUGCCGGGAUGUGGUCUCGGCCGAGGUGGCCUCGGAGCGCGAGCUGCAGGCGUCGCUGCUCACCUGCCUCUACCUGUCCUACUCCUACAUGGGCAACGAGAUCUCCUACCCGCUGAAGCCCUUCCUGGUGGAGGCGGAGAAGGAAGCCUUCUGGGAUCGCUGCCUGGAGAUCAUCAACCGGAUGAGUGGCAAGAUGCUGCAGAUCAACACCGACCCGCACUUUUUUACCCAGGUGUUUGCCGACCUGAAGAACGAGAGCAAGAAAGAGGAGGAGAAGACUAAACUUCUCAUAGGCCUCGACCGAUAAAGAGGGAGCCGGGAGGGGCGGGGAAGAAGGAGAGGAAGGAGACGAAGCUAGGAAGGCUAAUGUGAGGAGGAGAGCUUCUCUGGAGUGGUUUCGGUGUCUAGCAUCUCUGCUGGUUCUACGCUUCCUAUCUGUAGCCUUGAGGGACAAACUUAAAAAAAAWUUAAUUUAACACUUGAACUAUUGGCGUUAUUAAACAACCAAAACACAAAUAGAUGCCAGUAAAUAGUCUGCAGCAUCUUGCCAUAGGCAAGAUGCUGCAGACUAUUUACUGGCAUCUAUUUGUGUUUCACAGCUUAAACUUAAACUGACAAUAUUUUGGUUUUCACCAUAUAGUUCAAAAACUUUUUCAAUCAUUUUUGUGCCAACGGUUUCGCUGACAGAGACAAGUUUUAUCUGUAAUCUGGCCCACAGAGUCCCGUCAGACGUAUCGUGUUGAUCUCUUGCCUCAGGCACAGAGAAACGCUUCUGUCUGACCUGUAUCUUGUUAAAUGAGAUAAAAACAUAAAUAAAAACUGAGCCAGAGAUGCCUGGCACUCACACACACGUUUAUAUAUCCAGUACCAGUGAAACGUUUAACACAGAUUGAACACAGUGAGACUCUUGACUCUUACUGGAUGUAUGAAUGUAUUUGCAUGAGGUUCCUCGUCRUAUCCUUGCACAUGACCAGCCUUUUUUACAUAUAUUCACAUAGACCCUGCCCAAGUUCAGAGCACUCACGUCAAAUCUGAAUAUGAAAUGCACAGAGAAUUAGCAAAUAAUGUUAAACAGUGUAAACAUACUGCACCUCUAAAGAAAGAGAAAACCCUCCUGGAAACAGCCGGUUCGGAUGUUAUCAGUCCAUUAAAUGGACGUUAUUAGCGGUUAUCAGUCCCAUUGAAUGGCUUCAGACUGU
Molecule: messenger RNA, 2511 nt
Organism: Austrofundulus limnaeus
Lineage: Eukaryota; Metazoa; Chordata; Actinopteri; Cyprinodontiformes; Rivulidae
Product: cyclin-dependent kinase 5 activator 1
Exons: 3
Coding region: 615-1619 (334 amino acids)
Biological process (GO): axon guidance; brain development
Cellular component (GO): protein kinase 5 complex; cytoplasm; growth cone
Molecular function (GO): cyclin-dependent protein serine/threonine kinase activator activity; protein kinase binding
Source: RefSeq, a predicted model, not a curated record